AUGGCGAAACUAAGUGAAGAACUUAAGCGGGAAAUGAAACUAGGUUUUAAAGAAAUACAAGACACACUCGAGCGCGACUACCGCAGGGAAAUGCGUGAAAUGAAAUCCGCCAUGGAGCAUAUGAGUAAUGUCUUCGAUGAUAUGAACGGAAAGUUCACGGCACUGCUCGAUGAGCAAAAGAAAUUAAAAUCCGAAAACGAAGCACUUCAGAAGGGAAAUAACGAACUAAAGGCGUCCCUGAAGGCAGCAGAAAAAAGGGUUACUGAAUGUGAACAGUACAUGAGAAACAGGAACAUUGAGAUUAAAGGUGUGCCUUUGAAUGAGCAACAGGACGUGGGAGCUAUGAUCUCCAGUCUUUGGAGCGCGAUUGGUGAGCCUUCGUUAGCGCAACGUGUUGAUAUCAUGCACUCCGUGCCUAUUCCCAAUUCUGACACAAUGAACAUUAUUCUUCAGUUUAAGGAUAGACAAACACGCGACUUUACACUCACCAAAUGCAAAGGGAAACGUCUAUCUACCUUAGACCUUGGCUUAACAACAAAAACCCCAGUUUUUGUGAACGAGCACCUAUGCCCUACACUUAAGCGUACUCUUGGCGUCGCAAUUUCAACAAAGAAGGAGUCCAAACUGGCAUUCGCCUGGGUUAAAAAUGGCAAAGUCUAUGUUCGUAAGUCAGAGGGUGAACCUUCUGUAUAUGUCUGCCAUCCCGACGAUGUUAUCAAGGUAUCUGGAUAG
Molecule: messenger RNA, 732 nt
Organism: Ornithodoros turicata
Lineage: Eukaryota; Metazoa; Arthropoda; Arachnida; Ixodida; Argasidae
Exons: 1
Coding region: 1-732 (243 amino acids)
Source: RefSeq, a predicted model, not a curated record